CGAGGUGAGGGUUGUGUCUUUUCCAUAAUAGAUGGGUAGGGGUUCGGUGACAUGAUCCAGGUGGGUGAACAGUGGAGGAGGGGAGCAGGCAGGGGAGUGGGAGGAGGGUAUGUCCAUGCCCUUGGAAGCUUCCAGGUCAGUGCAGCAGUGCCUGCAGGCAUGCCCUUCCUUUCCUAAAAUGUGGGUGUCAGGCUCUUGUAGACUAGAUGUGCGCUUGAGCAAUCAUAUCUUGCCGAAGCUUCGCCCCCCCCCUCAGCUGCGUUGUUGUCCAUUUCGGCACAGAGUGCUUGGCCAUCUGCCCUGUGGAGCAGAAAGCAUGUGGAGAUCGUCCUCAUCAUCCUCGCGAGUUCUAUGGCGCAGUUUUGGUUGCCUGCGAGCUCACCGAUCAGCGUCAGGCGUGAAGACGUCGGUCGUUGCACGUUGCGGUUUCGCAGAGGUUGGCGAUGGCCCGCUGGUCGUCGGCAAGGGCAGCUUUCUGCUGAGCAGGCCAAGCUGGUUUGGCUGUCAGUCCUUGUUCCAUGCGUCGACGGGCCCUUGGAAGAAGCUAGAUGGGCGAGUCGCAAUGGAGUUGUGUUCGCUGCGUUCGGGUUCAAUGCAGCUUGGCGUGCUCAGCCAUCGGUAUGCAGGUGUUGUGGGUGAGACUGCAGCAGCUGUGCACUUGGUCCAUCCGCAUGCAGGUGUUGUGGGUGCACGGGGGAAUUCGACGGCAAUUGAGGGUGCUCCUCCUCCGGGGGAUCGACGACCGGCAGCUGGAGGUUGGCGUGAACCGAGGUCUGUAGCUCAGAAUGACAAAGACGAGGUUCCCGAGUGGGUGAGACGAACGGCUUUUGGCAGGGAAAAGGGUAGCAGAGAAGGGAUUCGAGGAGAGAGGAAUGGAGGGAGAGGCGAUUGGAGGAGGAGAGAUGGCUUUGAGAACAGAGGAGGAGGGUCACAAGGGUUCGGCAGAGGACAGGAAGGCGCCAGCUUUGAUAGAUCUGGAACAAGAGGUGCCGGUGUAAGAGACCGGACAAGGAGGGAUGACGACAGGAGCGAUUACUCACGAAGGGAUAGCGAGCUUGAGGGCAGGAGCUGGAAUCGGCGAGGUGGGGAAACUACAGACGGGGGAAGGCGAUCGGAUCGGUGGGCAGGAAGCGAGAGAAGAGAUGGAUCUGAUCGACGGGCAGGAAGCGAGAGAAGAGAUGGAUCUGAUCGGUGGGCAGGAAGCAAGAGAAGAGAUGGAGCGGAUCGGUGGGCAGGAAGCGAGAGAAGAGAUGGAGCGGAUCGGUGGGCAGGAAGCGAGAGAAGAGAGGGAUCGGAUCGGUGGGCAGGAAGCGAGAGAAGAGAGGGAUACAUGCCCAGACAAAGAGGUCAGGAUAGACCAGAUGAGAGAACGCAUAGGUAUGCACGAAGAAGGGCUGAUGAUGACUUUGAUACAGACGGCAGAGAGCAGAAUGAUUGGGGGGAAGAACGGGCAGGUGGUGGGAACAGGCGGAAUAGAAAUGGGCCCAAGGACUGGGAAAUGCGAGGGAGGGUGGCGCCGCGAAGACAGGGAGCGUUUCUGAACGACAGCACGUACGGAAAGGAUGAACGCGGUGGGGAGUGGGGUAAAUCACACAUUCCAAGGGGGUCUAACAACUGGUGGGAGAGAGAGGGACUCGCUCUACCACGAAAGAGCAAUGGCAGAGGAGAGAAGCUGCAGGGCGAAGAGCGGCCAAGUGCAUGGACUGGGGUCAAUUGGAAAGGCGCCAGUCAGCAAGACACAGACUGGAGGAGGCUCAUCAAGGGAGUACGAUCGGAUGUAAGGAGUCGUUUGCCUGUCCCAAAACGACUAAGUGUUGAGAAGGACUGGCUCGAGCUGGAAGAUACCAAGGCGCUUACGCGAGCACUGCUAGAAGCUGGAGAUGCAAGAGCUGCCUUGGAGACCUGGAAAUGGGCCAGAACGACAGACUGGUAUGUCCCCGAUCAGGAGAUCGACUCGAGCUUGAUCGUUGCCAUUGCUGCGACCGGACGGACAAAGUUUGUCGUGGGGAUCUUAGAUAACAUGGCAACAGCGAGGAUGACCCCCAGCUGGGAGGCAUACUUGGCUAUGUUUGAGAUGUACAAGCAGAAAGUGAUGAUGAAAGAGUUUGUCGAUACCUACCGUCAUCUUCGGCAGUAUACGGAAUUCGAACCGACUGAAGAGAUGUACCGAUCUGUUCUUAAAGCUUGCAGGCAGAGUAAUGUGUCGCUGGAGGGUACAGAGCAGGUGGUCGGUGAAAUGCUAGGCAAGGGGAUGGCGCUCGACAUGGACGAGAUCUCGCACAUUGUUGAUAUCUGUGGCAGAGAAGGAAAGCUGGACAAAGUGGAACCUCUGCUGAGCAGCAUCAAGAAGGACGGAGCGGAGGACUUCGACAGUGAUGUCUUGCUGACUUUGUUGACUGGUUAUGGAAGGUGGGGAGAUGUAGAGCGUGCACAAAGUCUUUAUAAACGGCUCGAGGCAACAGGAGAAGCUCUAUCUUGGCGUGCAUACGCUGCAUUGAUGCAAGCAUAUGCUAAGGUGGGCGCUCUGGAUGAUGCGUUUGCCGUGCGCGAGCGGGCAAGGGCGGCUGGGGUGACGUUCAGCCUCGUCGUUUUUGAACCUCUCUUGAGAGCCCUCAUGAAAGCUGGAAUGGUGGACAAGGUCGAGUUGGAAAUGGUACCUGACAUCCUGAACGAGGGUGUCCCGACAGACGCAGUCUGCAACAAACUCAUACGGCUGUAUGGGGAUUCUGGCAUGGUGGACAAGGUUCAAGGGGUUCGCGAAACUGUUGAUGGAUUGGGGUUGGGAUGGCAGUAUCCAUCGUACAAGUCGAUGCUGGAGGUCUAUCUGAAGGCUGAGCGCUGGGAAGAGGCAUUUGAUGUCGCAAGGGCGGCUGUGAAAAAACAGCUCGUGGAGCCAGAGACGGUGUACGAGAGAUUGGUCGUGGAGAGCGCUGAUGCGAAGCUAUGGGAGCAGGUGUUACAGCUGCACGACGAAGCAAGGCAGAGUUGCAAGGAAGUACCCGCUCUCGUGAGGACGUGGAGGAGAAGAGCACUCACGUUUAUGAGCAAAGAGUCCAGGGCUAGUAAGAAGGACGCAGAGAGAAGCCAGAAGGAUGCCAAGGAGGAGGUGGUGGACAUGCCUCUGAAGGCAACAACCGCAGGUAAGGCGGCGAAGUUAUUACCCGAAGAGAAGCUGAAGCUGAUGGGUUGUAUCAUGGGAGGUGCGAGAGUCGAGAGUAGAAACAAGGGACGGACAUAUCUGGUGGCGUUUGAGCAAGAUCUGCGCCGGCCUGGUUCAAGGGAUGUGAUCCAGCAUCUGUACGAGUUGUUCGGCAAGUGGGCAGCUACAGCUCCUCGGGAGUACGACAGAAUUGUGGAGAAGACGGUCAAAAUCAAGACGGGUGAAGGAGGGGUGGAAGAAAAGACGAUCAAGGUGCGACGAAAAUUCAUUGGGUUCGAAACUCACUCGCUGGGGACCUUCCGCUUCUACUUUCACCAGUUCUACACGAAAGAGGGGAGAAGAUGUGUUCCACGCCUCAUUCAUCGGUGGCUCAAACCGCAGACGAUUGCAUACUGGUUGAUGUGCGGCGGGCGGAGGGGGGGUGGCAUUGGAGGCGGACGCGGGGGGAUUGUUUUUAACUCAGAUGGUUAUGAUGUGAAUGACAUACAGCGGCUUCGAAAGGUGGUCGAGGGUGUGAGGCCUGAGCAUGGCGACGUGAAGGGAAAGAAGGAUGCAUUCUUCCGAGUCAGAGGAAAGACUGUGGAGUGGCUGUGGAAGAGCGUGCAGCCAAUCGUGGUGCCAGCGGUGAGGAACUGGCUCUGCCCAUGGCCCUCCGAGGCUGCCAAGCAAGAAGGUACCACAGUUGCCAGUGUCGCGGACAAUCUAGAAGGGAGCGAAUUCGAUGUGGAAGAUUGGGAGGGUGAAGAUAAUGAGGAGGUGGUUUCUGAUGAGGAGGCAAGACGAGCUCAAAGAGCUGGAAAGAUUAUGAAUACCUUGCAAGAAGAGAAGGCUGUAGAGGGAGAAACUUAUGGUAUGGCAAUGAGAGCCACGGGGGCGGAGGCUCGUCUCGAAGUAUGGAGUGCAAGGGGGAGCAUGGGCUUUCUUGGUAAAGCCAUUGUCAUCAACAACUCUGUGCUCGCCACCCUCUGGUAUGCAGGGGCAGUGCAUAUGCCGGGAAAACGCACCUUCCUCUAUAUCAGGAAGUCGAUUCAUGCGCACCUGUGGUCGAACAACGCUAAAGCAAAAGACUCUAUAUGCAGAGUGGCCUGGAACAAGCUCGUUCAGCCAAGCCGAUUUGGGGGGUUGGGCCUCCUGGACCCGCAUCGUCAGGUCAUUGCGCUUCAGCUGCGACAACUAUUGUGGCAUCGGCUAGGAACGCAGGGGGAGGUGUGGCAAGAGGUCACCUGGUCUCAUUCGGCCUACUACGCGCUCCAGAUCCCGCGGGAGCUGGUGGACCUAUGCCUGCUGGGUGACAAGGCCAUUGCGCUUCAGCUGCGACAACUAUUGUGGCAUCUGCUAGGAACGCUGSGGGAGGUGUGGCAAGAGGUCACCUGGUCUCAUUCGGCCUACGCACUCCAGAUCCCGCGGGAGCUGGCGGACCUGUGCCUGCUGAGUGACAAGGCAAUGGUGCACAUUCGAAAGGGCACUGUAUGGUCAACAAAACUGGCUCUGUGGAGAAAGGUGCAGAUGCAAUGUCAGAUGCCAGAAACCGUGGAUUCGGUAUACAAGUAGCUGUUGUUCGGAAACAGGUUUAUAUGUGAUGCUGCUGGGGAUCCUUUGCCAUGGCAGAGCCCGGGAGGGGCCUAGGAGUGGAAAUGGGUUCUGCAAGGGAUCUAUAAAGUGGGACAUUUAUGGGACAAAGCCUGCAGGGACUGGCGGAGGGAUGAAGAGUUGCUGGAAUUCCUGCAGGGCCGGAUGAAGCGUCAGCAAAGGUUGAAGGAACUCGGGGAGGCUAUCCCCCCCCCAUUGGAUCAAAAUAUUGAGAAAGGAUGAAAUCUCCCCGGGACAAUGGGCCCGGGUGAAGCAGGCGGGGUUGCUGUGGCAAAUUUAUCCCUUGGCAAUGAGACUCGGGGAGGCUAUCCCCCCCUAGUCGCAUUCCCGGACCAGAGGCAGGCGGGGUUGCUGUGGCAAAUUUAUCCCUUGGCAAUGCCCGCAAUGGAUAGCAACCAAAAGUAGAUAUAAAGGACCAGAGUUGCGCCGCAGGGUGUGGACAAACGGAAAUUAUGCCCCACCUGUUUGUGCGAUGCCCAACUGUCUGGGCCUUUUGGGAAUGGUGGGCACAGGAGUUCGCUGAUAAAUCCCUGCUAGAGGU
Molecule: messenger RNA, 5291 nt
Organism: Chara braunii
Lineage: Eukaryota; Viridiplantae; Streptophyta; Charophyceae; Charales; Characeae
Source: the annotation of a GenBank genome assembly